Molecule: messenger RNA, 1227 nt
Organism: Populus nigra (black poplar)
Lineage: Eukaryota; Viridiplantae; Streptophyta; Magnoliopsida; Malpighiales; Salicaceae
Product: patatin-like protein 2
Exons: 7
Coding region: 1-1227 (408 amino acids)
Biological process (GO): lipid metabolic process
Molecular function (GO): glycerophospholipase activity; monoacylglycerol lipase activity
Source: RefSeq, a predicted model, not a curated record
AUGGAAGGAACUGAUAAUGUGCUUCUUCAGCCACCAACUUUUGGAAAUCUAAUAACAGUUCUCAGCAUUGACGGGGGUGGAAUAAGAGGACUUAUCCCUGGAACCAUCAUUAAUUUCCUAGAAUCUGAACUUCAGAAAUUGGAUGGCGAGGAUGCAAGAAUAGCGGACUAUUUUGACGUGAUUGCGGGGACAAGCACCGGUGGUCUAGUUACUGCCAUGCUAACCUGUCCCGAUGAAAAUAAUCGUCCAAUGUUUGCUGCCAAAGAUAUCAAGGAUUUCUACCUGAAUCAGUGCCCCAAAAUCUUCCCGCAGCCCAGGUGUUCAUUAUUUACUCAAGUGAAAAAGUUGAUCAAAGCUUUAACAGGGCCAAAAUAUGACGGGAAAUAUCUACAUGGCCUCGUUAAGGAACUACUAGGGAACCGAAGAUUGCACCACACAUUGACUAAGGUCGUAAUCCCAACAUUUGAUAUCAAAACAUUCCAACCAACCAUCUUUUCGAGCUUUGAGGCUAACAAAAACCAUUCCUUGGAUGCAUUACUCUCUGACAUAUGCAUUGCAACCUCAGCUGCCCCCACUUAUCUUCCAGCCCAUUAUUUUGAAACCAAAGAUGAACAAACAGGGGAAGUGAGGGAAUUCAACCUCAUAGACGGUGGGGUUCCUGCAAACAAUCCGGCUUUGAUUGCUAUUAGCGAAGUUACAAAAGAAAUCGUUAAGGGGAGCCCAGACUUCUUUCCUAUAAAACCAAUGGACUACGGGCGGUUUUUGUUAAUAUCCUUAGGAACUGGGUCGCCUAAAGCUCAAGAAAAAUAUAAAGCAACUGAAGCAGCUAAAUGGGGUUUAUUGGGUUGGUUAACAAGCGGUGGUUCCACCCCGGUGAUUGAUGCCUUCAGUCAUGCAAGUGCAGACAUGGUUGAUCUGCACAUCUCAGUGGUGCUUCAAGCCCUUCACUCUGAAAAUAAUUACCUUCGGAUUCAGGACGACACAUUAAGCAGGGAAGAAUGUUCUGUCGACAUAGCUACAAAAAAAAAUUUGGAAGACCUUGUGAAAGUUGGUGAAAGACUUCUAAAGAAACCAGUUUCGAGAGUGAAUUUGGAGAGUGGCCUGUCUGAGCCGUAUGUUAAAGAGACGAAUGAGGAGGCUCUGGCAAGGUUCGCAAAAAUACUCUCCCAAGAGAAGCAGCUUCGCCGUGCUAGGUCACCCCAUGGAAAAAAAUCUUGCAAAUUUUAA